AUGCCUAUACGUAGAAUUUCCAAGCCAGCGCGCACCAACGGCGUUUCUUCCAGGACGGAGUCGGACACACGAAGAGAGAAGCCUCAGACUCAUGAUGCAAACCAUAAAGUAGAAGAGGCGGCGUCUUUAGACAAAAGGAAGAAAGCACUCAACAAGCGCAAGCGAGCAGACCAACCUGAUCGCCAGGUCGAAGUUACUAAACUGGUUGAGCCGACCCAGCCAACCAAGAAAGUGAAAACAUCUUCCGCCCUUUUCACUAGUAGCUCCUUGGAAUCGAAAGCUCGGAAGACCGGUAAGACUUUCACUCUUAACGAAGCUCCCACAGCGCCUCUUGACGUCUUCGUCUUCGGGGAUGGAUCUUGCGGCGAGUUGGGGCUCGGUAGCAAGGAGAUAGACGGGGUGUCGCCGGUCGAAACACUGUAUCCUCGUCUGAACAAUCUUCUCUCCUCACAUGGCGUUGGCGUCGUUCAAAUUGCUUGUGGCGGUAUGCACACCGUUGCGCUCACCAAAAAUAACAAAAUCCUGACAUGGGGCGUCAACGACCUCGGUGCUCUGGGGCGCGACACCAAGGUUGAGGAGGACGGAGAUGACCUGCUCAAUCCCGCAGAAAGUACGCCUAGUCCCGUGGAUACUGAGCACCUUGGCUCUGGGAUUGUAUGGACCCAGGUAGUUGCAAGUGAUAACGCUUCCUUCGCCCUGACUGAAGACGGGAAAGUAUACGGUUGGGGCACCUUUAGGUCCAGCGAAAGAACCAUGGGAUUCAGCAGUACUUCCUUCAUCCAAAAGACACCAGUACUCGUCCCAGAUCUGAGAGACAUCAGGCAACUGGCCGCUGGAAACAAUCACAUACUGGCCGUGGAUGAGAAGGGCAAAGUGUUCGCCUGGGGCAGUGGCGAACAAAACCAACUAGCCCGCAGGUGGUUCGCCGCUCGUCCUCGGCUUGCGCUGAGACCUACCAGCAUUGGAGCCUUGCCUGUACGAGGGGCCAAGGCAGUCCGGGUGAGCUGCGGCUCGUACCACAGUUUCGCCAUUGACCAACAGGGACGCGUUUAUGCCUGGGGGUUGAACAACUAUGGCGGGCUUGGCAUUCCAGACGACGCUGGCGAGGACGGGGCGUCUCAACUGAAGCCGCGUUUAGUUGAGAACUUGCAGGACUAUCAGGUGGUCGACAUCGCGGCCGGGGAACAUCAUUCACUGGCCUGCACAAGCAACGGAGAGCUCAUUACUUGGGGUCGUAUCGAUGGAUAUCAAGCUGGACACCGGGCUCAUGCAUUCACGCCACACAACACAGUCUUCGACAGCCACGGAAGACCUCGCAUCUUGAAGAUUCCACUUGUUGUUCCAGAUCUUCCACCUAUCGCUUCGGUAGCGUCCGGCACGGAUCACAGCUUUGCUCUUACUGUUGAUGGCAAGGCCUAUACGUGGGGUUUCGGUGCCAGCGGACGCACUGGGCUAGGCAAUGAGGGUGAUAUAGAAAUUCCAACCCUGAUCGACAACAUGGCCGUAAGGGACAGGAAGUUGAUUUUUGCAGGAGCUGGUGGAGCAUUUUCAGUCCUUGCCUCCUUGGCUGAUAUCGCCUGA
Messenger RNA from Neoarthrinium moseri, 1581 nucleotides. RefSeq lists its product as uncharacterized. Gene Ontology annotation, cellular component: cytoplasm. Gene Ontology annotation, molecular function: guanyl-nucleotide exchange factor activity. Lineage: Eukaryota; Fungi; Ascomycota; Sordariomycetes; Amphisphaeriales; Apiosporaceae. The record is from RefSeq and is a predicted model, not a curated record. The coding region runs from base 1 to 1581 and encodes 526 amino acids. The transcript has 3 exons.